Messenger RNA from Laetiporus sulphureus 93-53, 792 nucleotides. RefSeq lists its product as uncharacterized. Gene Ontology annotation, biological process: regulation of DNA repair; DNA-templated DNA replication. The annotation marks the transcript as partial. The record is from RefSeq and is a predicted model, not a curated record. Lineage: Eukaryota; Fungi; Basidiomycota; Agaricomycetes; Polyporales; Laetiporaceae. The transcript is spliced from 4 exons. Gene Ontology annotation, molecular function: single-stranded DNA helicase activity; enzyme activator activity; DNA binding. Gene Ontology annotation, cellular component: nucleus.
CUGCAGCUGAUCGGUGCGACGAUCGAGAAUUCAUCCUUCAGGCUGAACGGUGCCCUGAUCAGCCGCUGUCGCGUCUUCGUGUUGGAACGCCUAACAGACGAAGACAUCACCAAGAUCAUCGUACCGGCAGUCGAUCCCGACCCCACCUCCUCCAACACCCCAUCGCCCCCCCAAUUCCCCGCCUACCCCCACCUCAUGCCCAAGCUUCUCUCCUCCCUCGUCUCUCUCUCCACCGACGCUGCGCACACCGCGUUCUCCCUCCUCGAGCUCGUCCUCUUCGCGCCUCCCUCCACCGACCCAGACGCACUCCUCUCCGCGCUUCGCCGCCCCAUGUCCACGUCAUACGACUGCAUGGGCGAGAGCCACAUUGACAUGAUCUCCGCGAUGCACAAGAGCGUGCGCGGCAGCUGGCCGAGCACCAUGUUCUACUGGCUCGCGCGCAUGCUCACUGCGGGCGAGGACCCGCUGUACAUCGUGCGCCGCAUGGUCGUGUGCGCGAGCGAGGAUAUCGGGCUUGCUGAUAACCAUGCCCUGCCCAUAGCAAUGGCUGCCUUCCAGGCAUGUCAAAUGAUCGGGAUGCCCGAAUGCCGCAUAAACCUGGCGCACCUCAUCUCGUACCUCUCCGAGGCACCAAAGUCUACCUGUGCGUACGAGGGGUAUAAUCGUGCAGAAGCGGCCGCCAAGUCAGAUCCGAUGGCUCCCGUUCCCCUGACUAUGCGCAACGCGCUGACAAAGCUAAUGAAAGAGCUCCGGUAUGCACGUGGCUACUGCUACAAUUCAGACUACACGUAA